CAGACGGCAGUAGAGUAGCUAGCUACAAAAGAAAACAAGUUGUUUUUAAACGUCACUUCCUGUUGGCUAAAGCGUGUUUGCGUGCUUAAAAGGAAAAUGGCAGCGGACAGCAGAACUGAGGAUUACCCUCACGAGAUAGACGAACAGCUCAAAUGUUUCGACUCUUCAGUUUCUUCUAUCAAAACCAUGUUGGAGAAGUUGAUGUCGAUGCCCAGGAAUGACCUGCUCCAGAAGCUGGACCCUUUGGAUCAAGCCAAGCUGGAUCUGAUGUCUGCCUACACCCUUAAUUCAUUAUUCUGGAUGUACUUGGUUACACAAGGUGUAAAUCCCAGAGAACAUGGAAUCAAACAGGAAUUGGAGCGAAUAAGGACGUACAUGAACAAAGUGAAAGAGAUUACAGACAGGAAGAAAGCUGCCCGUCUGGAUAAGGGGGCUGCUGCACGCUUUGUCAGGAAUGCUCUGUACAAUACAGACGAAAAAGAUUCUAGAAAAAAAGCAGCAUCCAAGAAAGCAGCAGACACAAAGUCUGACACCCCGCAGUCAAAGCGUCCAAAGCAGAGCUGAAGGAGAGAAGGAGCUGUACGGUCUGGUCCCACUGCAUUUGUACCUCUUUGGGAAUAACAAACACUUUUUGUUCACAAGGCAGCUUCUUAAGUUGCGAUACUGGCAUCAAACAAGGCAACAUGACACAUACAACAAAAUACACGUUGGUGUUUAUCUGAGUUGCUCACCAGUCAAAUAGCCUGUCAGAUUGCAGCAUUCAUGUUGCUGGAUUAACCAAAACACAAGACGGAUGGCCAUCUACGAUAUACCAUCCCAGGUUUUGCUGAGCGUAUUGUUGCUCUAGAAUUUAAGACUCGAGUCUGUAAUACUUUUGUAAUGUUACUUCACCAUUAAGUUGUAAAUCUUCUUCAGGAUGCCAUAACCUUGAAAAAGUAUUAUUUUUAUUAAGAAAAGUGAGUAAAAUCUUGGUUCAUACAGGUAUUGAAAUAUGUCAUUUAGGAAUGUUUGGUUCCUUCUUUCAGAUAAAUGAGAAUUUCUCUGUAUUUUAAAAGUGAUUCUAUGAAUCAUGUUGUUUUGAGGUGCUUUUACACAUGUGCAUGUGUCAGACUUAAUAAAACCUUUUUUUUUUUUUUUUUUUUAGAUGUAUUGCUUUUAGGAUUGACUUCUGUAUAAAAAUACUCCCCAAAACAUAUUUGAUUUGAAAGCACAGGUGUACACACUGGUGUAGUGUGUGCUGACGCACUGUCACACUCAUGGCUCACUGGGUCACAUGAAUACAGCAGAGCCAUCGUUAGUUUUUAUUAGUAACACCUGUUAGUAACACCUACUUACCCUACUUGUACUAUCCUAAUUUUCUUAAGAGCAAGGCUAUUCUGGUUAUGUGAUGAGGUUGAGCUCUUCACAUUUUAUUUACGUCUUCCAAAGUUUAAUGUAGUCUUUUAAUCAGACCUACAUUACGGCCAAUGCGUUAUGUGAAAGGGAGAACUGAUGCGUGUUCUGGGCUGCCAAUAAACCAAUGUCCAAUACAUUAAAUAUCAUUGAGUGCAGUGACCCAUUUAUUUAAUGAUGGCAUGCUCACCAUAGCACUGGUAUAGUUCAGUUUUGUGUAUUUUCUUUCAGGUAAGUUUCAUUCUGCUUUCCAGUUAAACACUAAUCAAACAAUAGCACUGACAAGCCACGCUGACACUGUAAAAAGCUGUUUGCUUUCCCCUUACACACACCUGUCUGCCUCUGGCUGUUGAUUACCCUUCAUGCAUUUCUGGUGACAACGCUCCACCCAGUGUUAACUGAUUACCAGUGGUUAGUGUCUCAGCAUCGAGUCUGGAUGUUAUUGUUUGUUCAGUGCUGUAUGUGUUCCUUGACAGUCUUCAGUGAAAAAUAUUUAAAUUUUAAA
Perca fluviatilis (European perch) is the source of this 1897-nucleotide messenger RNA. It is a transcript of the gene c1d, whose product is annotated as C1D nuclear receptor corepressor. The coding region runs from base 97 to 564 and encodes 155 amino acids. Gene Ontology annotation, biological process: regulation of gene expression; maturation of 5.8S rRNA. Gene Ontology annotation, cellular component: nucleolus; exosome (RNase complex). The transcript has 5 exons. The record is from RefSeq and is a predicted model, not a curated record. Lineage: Eukaryota; Metazoa; Chordata; Actinopteri; Perciformes; Percidae. Gene Ontology annotation, molecular function: DNA binding; RNA binding.